Triticum dicoccoides is the source of this 1294-nucleotide messenger RNA. RefSeq names its product probable carbohydrate esterase At4g34215. The transcript is spliced from 2 exons. The record is from RefSeq and is a predicted model, not a curated record. NCBI's taxonomy places the organism in Eukaryota, Viridiplantae, Streptophyta, Magnoliopsida, Poales, Poaceae. The coding region runs from base 197 to 1045 and encodes 282 amino acids.
CGCCCCCAGACAAGAAAGCUAGAGGACAGCAUCACACACCGCCGCACGCCAUGGCGGAUUGGCCAUUGUCCCUUGCCGUACCAUUUCUAUAUCAUACCAUCUCCCCACGAUUGGAUCCAGGCAUCCAGUACUGCCAGGCACCCAGUGAGCACAGCUCGUCGAGCGAGCCACCGUCACCUUGGGCCUUGCCGGGACAAUGGAGCCAGCGGCGGCGACGAUGCUCUCACGACCGCGAGUGUUGCCCAUUCUGCUGGCCGUGUUCGCGCUGCUCGCGGCGGCCGUGACGGUGGGCGCGCGCGGGGGCGCGGAGAGGGCGCCGACGCUGGUGUUCAUCCUGGCGGGGCAGUCCAACAUGGGCGGCCGGGGCGGCGCCACGGUCGGCAACCGCUGGGACGGCGUGGUGCCGCCCGAGUGCGCGCCGUCCCCGCGGACGCUGCGCCUCUCCCCGUCCCUCCGCUGGGAGGAGGCCCGCGAGCCGCUGCACGCCGGCGUGGACGCCGGCAACGUGGUGGGCGUGGGCCCCGGGAUGCCGUUCGCGCACGCGCUGCUCCGCUCCCCGGCCUGCCCGCGCGGCGCCGUCGUGGGCCUCGUCCCCUGCGCGCAGGGCGGCACCCCCAUCGCCAACUGGUCCCGCGGCACCGAGAUGUACGAGCGCAUGGUCACCCGCGCCCGCGUCGCCGGCGCCGGGACGGGGAGGAUUGCGGCGUUGCUGUGGUUCCAGGGGGAGGCCGACACCCUACGGCGCGAGGACGCGCUGGCCUACGCCGGCAGGAUGGAGGCGUUUGUGCGGGACGUCCGCCGCGACCUCGCCUUGCCCAACCUCCUCGUCAUCCAGGUUGGGAUCGCGACGGCGCAGUGGCAGGGGAAUAAGCAGGGGAAGUGGCUCGAUUUGGUGCGGAAGCAGCAGAGGGCGGUGCGGGUGCCGAACCUCAAGUACGUGGACGCCAUGGGGCUCCCCCUCGCCAACGACAUCACGCACCUCACCACGCAGGCCCAGGUCCGGCUCGGCAAGAUGCUCGCCGACGCCUACAUCGCCACGCUCUGACGAUGAUCCAGUACACUGGACUACUAUCAUUGAUUCCAGCCCCAUGGUUUGGUGAAGUUUGGUUGUGGAUAGCAGAUGAAUAAAUCUGCUUCAGUCUGUAGUAGCAGUAGGAUACUUGAUGUGAGGCUCCCAAAGGUGGGGCAGACACGGGCUCAUAUUAUUGCUGCCAUUAAUUUCUAAGGGGACUGUAGGAGUUGGAACAAUCUCAUCAUCAGCGGAGUAUAAGUAGGGCUGCGGGGAUUAAGUUUA